This is a messenger RNA of Jaculus jaculus (lesser Egyptian jerboa), 5110 nucleotides long. RefSeq names its product TLC domain containing 4 (gene Tlcd4). Gene Ontology annotation, cellular component: membrane; endoplasmic reticulum. The transcript has 7 exons. Bases 177 to 968 code for a protein of 263 amino acids. Gene Ontology annotation, biological process: lipid homeostasis. NCBI's taxonomy places the organism in Eukaryota, Metazoa, Chordata, Mammalia, Rodentia, Dipodidae. The record is from RefSeq and is a predicted model, not a curated record.
UUUGGUAUACGUGGCCAGGCCCGAGUGCUGACCGCCUGGUGGGGGUGACAAGGGCUCCCAUACUUGUGCCCAACUUGUUGAGUGUUGUGACUCGCUGGGAAAGCCCGCGAACCCGUGGCGACGACGAGCGAACUCCGAGGAUUCUCCCGCAGCCCUCCACCACAGGUUGAAGAAAUAUGGAAACCAACACGAAACUGGUCAUUGGUGUGAUGUGUGGCAGCUUUACCGUGUUUCAGUUUCUCUUCUACUUCAUAAGCUACUGGUUUUCAGCAAAAGUCUCUUCAGGUUAUAAUAGGCUUAGCACCGAAAAGAAGAUUGAAUGGAACUCAAGGGUAGUAUCUACAUGCCAUUCUUUGUUGGUUGGGAUUUUUGGCCUAUACCUCUUCUUAUUUGAUGAGGCUUCAAUAAGUGAUCCACUUUGGGGUGAUGCCACACUUGUGAAUGUGAAUAUCGCUACUGCUUCAGGCUACCUCAUUUCCGAUUUGGUGAUUAUCAUUUUGAAUUGGAAAGUGAUUGGUGACAAGUUUUUUAUAAUUCACCACUGUGCAGCCCUGAGCGCGUACUACUUCGUGUUGAGAGAUGGAGUGCUUGCCUACAUCGCCAAUUUUCGCCUGCUUGCGGAGCUUUCCAGCCCCUUUGUGAAUCAGCGGUGGUUCUUUGAAACUCUGAAAUACGCUAAGUUUUCCAAAGUCAAUGUCAUCAAUGGAAUACUUAUGACGGUGGUGUUUUUCAUCGUGCGGAUUGCUGCGAUACCUCCUUUGUAUUUCUUCAUUUACUCCGUGUAUGGAACAGACGCCUUCCGAAGGCUUGGACUUGUGAUCCAGUGCACCUGGAUCUCCACCUGUUUUGUGUUGGAUGUGAUGAAUGUCAUGUGGAUGAUCAAAAUUUCUAAAGGAUGCAUCAAAGUCAUCUCUCUCAUCAGACAAGAGAAAGCCAAAAAAAGUCUUCAGAAUGGAAAACUUGACUGAAGGUGUGCUCUGUCAAACACCUUUGUUUAGCUGCGCAAUCUUUAUUACUACCCGCAUUGUAUCUACUAAUAGGACAAGUUCCUGGCAUGUUCUUGUACUUCUUUACUAACUAUAAUUGUUAUUCAGGGCUUCAGUGUUUUCUUUCUUUCUUUUUUACGUUUAGGAAAGAUAAAGAAAAUAAAAUCUAGUUUUCAUUCUAAGAUUUCCUCUUUCCUUCUGCAUUAUAGCAUGGGUAAAAAAUUAAAGGUUGAAAUAAAAAUGACAUAGUGGUGAAACUUUUCAGAAGUCUCUUAGCACACAGUGCUGUUUUGCUGUGUGGGACGAUGACUGCCGAGCCGCCGCCUGAUUUGCGGAGAGGAGAGGAACGACGGGCAAGCUGUAAGCAGCUGCGCUUUGCCAUGCCGCCUCGUUUCAGUUUCUACAGGGUCAACAUGCUCUUUUUACCUGGCGAGUAAAUGACAUAUUUUUUUUUCAUUUCAGAUAUGCACUCAUCUAUUCACAAUGAAGACUUUUACUCACUUUGAGAAUAUUUCAUUAGCUUAGUCCUGGGAAAUAACUCCUGCAUUGCAAGAUUUUUUUUUUCAGAUGUCAUUUUAUUUUUAACACUUUAUCAAAUUAUUGCUUUUAUUUUUCAUGAGGCUUAAGAGAUAUCUGUCAUCUACACCGUCUUACAGGAUCAGUGUCUCCUAAAACUGCAUGUUGGCAGAUGAGUGCUUAUGUGGCACAAGCGCUCGCUCGGGACAGGCUUUAACUGCCGCUCCUUCUGCGUCCCUCGCCCCUUCUCUGUCUGCACAAUCUCCCAAGUUCAGGUCUUGUCACCAUCAGUGCCAGGCUUCUGCAGUAGAGGUGUGUGAGUGCCAUGUUCCUAAAGUGGGCCUCCGGUGGGUGAGACCUACCCCACAGUCAUCAGGAUUCAUGACCAGGCUGGCUUAGCCAGUGUUCUGAGUACUUUCCAUUCCUGCCUUGCCUACCGCACAGGGACAUAGGCACUUUCUCCACGUGUUCUGACUGCCAUCAAAUAUCGCCCCUAAGUGAAGACGAGUGAUUGGUUUUAUGUGUAUGUUUACUUUACUUUGGUUCUUGCAAUCCAAAUAUGGAAUUAUAAAAUUAUUAUUGCCUUUAUUUAUUUUUCUGAAGUACUUGAUUUUAAUGAUUGUUCUUUAAAAAAGAGAGAUUUAACUCAACUAGUGGUGAAUACUUGAACUUAAACCAAAAGAGCUAAUUAAUUUGGAUUCUUAUUUUGAAGGAGAGUGUUUGACUCACUGUCUUGGUUCAUAUGAUGAUGAAAGGAGGCUAGCUGAAUGUAACCAAGAUAUUUGAUUUAAUUUCCAAUACAAGUAAUCUGAUAGGUCCUAGUAUAUUCAAUAAUGAGAACUGAACUUUCAAUCAACUACAUGAAAAAAAUUGAUUGUCAUUGUACAUUUAGCUUUGAAGACAAAGUAAUGAAAAGAAAGAAGUUUGUUUUUAAAGCAGCUAAUGUUACUCUGAUAACCACUUAGUAAAUUUAAGGCUCCACAUCCUAGGCACUCAAAUAUGUGCUGGUUGUCUAGAGGGAAAAGGAGAGCAAUUGAUUGUACUCUGUUCCUGGGUCUUUUGCAAGCAUGGUGUUUUUUUUUUUUUUUAAAGAAAGGAAGACAUUUAUAUUAUAAAACUAUUUUGAAAAUUUAUUUAGAGAGAAAUAAAUUUUGAGAUCAAUAUUUUUGACGUUUUGGAUAUUGUUAUAGCUCUAAACACAAAGUUUUAAUCCCACCAUCAAAACACUGGCAAUAUGAAGUGAUGUUAGUGAAUUGGUAGUUGUUUCAUGCAUAAAAAUUCACUUUGGUUUUUACUCACAUUACUUUUCACUGAGUGGUAUAGUUCCUCAAUAACUAAGUAAAUUGGCAAUAUUGCAAUUUUAAACUAAGAUUUGUCAUGUCCUCAGUCAGCAGUCUUUUUCAGAAUUAGUAGUCAGAGGUCAUCUCUUUGCAUUUCUUCAUGCAGCAGACCUGAAAGGGAACGCCCCAAACUGCCAUGCUGCGUUAAGUCAGAUCAUUAUAGGAGCUGUAACUUGCUGUUCUGUGAUUGUACUUACUGACUUAAAAUGCAAAUAAAGACAGAACAUAUCAUUUGUUAAACAAUGAACUUUUCAUUUGUUGAGUGACAAAAUUUUGCUAGAUAUUUUAGGUAUUAAGUAUUUUGGCUACAUGGGUUCAUUUGAAUGAUUCUAUUAGGCAUUCUGAUAUUUAACAACUCUUCAAAUAUUUAUAGAAAAUAAAAGCAAAUUGGUAUAAAUUUAUAAGCAAUUCUAUUUUUCUAGAAAAGAUUAGUGACAAUCUGAAUGUGUAAUGUUCUAGAAAAUUAAAGUUCUUGUGAAACUUAAAAGUGAAUGAAAAUCAAGUGAUAGCAUGUAAGAUCAUAGAUCCAGCAUUAAAUAUUUGUGAGAAUUUUUAAAAAAUGAGCUUGGGUUUAUAGAGUUUGUGUCCUCAUGUCUUCAAUCUUUUAAAAAUUUGUUUGCAUUUAUUUAAACUUUAUAAUGGAGUCGGGUGUGGUGGUGCACACCUUUAAUCCCAGCACUCAGGAGGCAGAGGUAGGAGGAUCACUGUGAGUUCAAGGCCAGACUACAUAGUGAAUUCCAGGUCAGCCUGGGCUACAGUGAAACCCUACCUCCAAAACAACAACAACAAAAAUUUAUAAUGGAGUUAUAUAUGAAUACAAAGAAAUUUACUCAAGCUUAAUUACAGUAUGUUCAUUAAGUGUUUAUUCCUACUGUUAUGUUAUUUCAUUAGUCUAUGGUUAUGUGUGACCCAGUACUGUCUUAAAGGUCUAGUUUUAAAAUUGCCUAGUUUAUAUGUAUUUGAAUGAAAUUCUUUCCUAGCAAUUAAGAAUUUAUUUGACUCAAAUAAAGAUUUUGCUAAAGUGUCAGCUUUUAAAUUGCAUAUUUCCGCUGAGACAUUUGAAGACCAGUACUUCACUAUUUUUACUGUUGAGAGCAUUUUUUACGUGUUUGAAACAUCACCCUUGUGGAAAAGAGGGAAAAGUAUUGUUGGAAUGUACAUGUUUUUUUCCUUUUAUUUUCAAGGGAAAUAAACAUGUUCCCAAAGACCCUACUAACAUAAAUGUGUGGGUACAGAUAUGUAAAUAUGUAUCUUAACUGGCUUCAAGUUGGUUAGUCUGUUUUGUGAAUUUGAAAAGCCCACAUAGUUGUUGACAUUAAUAUUUCAUAGAAGCUGUGUAUGUUUAUGUUUUGGACACCAUCAAAAGGGAGCAUCUUAUUUUGCAGAAGAGUGGUGUGGUGUUUCUCAGCAGGCAUCAGCUAGCACACCGGUGACAACCUCCCAGCGUUCAGACUCUGAGUGCACACCCACCUCUCAGCCUUAUCCACAGCUGGCUUAAGUCAAGCUACUGAAGGCAGAUUUUGGUGCAAAGCACAUGUGCAGAGACAAGAAAAGCCCACAAACACUGGAGUUGGAAGAGAUAGCAAGACUGCUUUUCCUUCACAGAGGAUAGCUCUCCCUCCAGUUAGAAUGUUCUUUUGGCAACCUCCCCCCCCAAUCCAUCCCUUCCUUCUAUGACCCACAGAGAUCAUCAGCCAGCCUCCUCCCUUGUGUCAACAUUGUUCUAUGUCAACUUCUAAGAUGUCCUCUGUAAGUGUCUCAGUUUUAUGUGGCAAGUUUCAAAGUUUACAAAUAGGUUCUCUCAUUGCAAAACAAAAAAGCCUUGUAGGAAGUUUAAGGAAAGAUCAGUCAAACCACAAUUUAUGAAAAGGCUACAGGAAGCCAGUCAGCAUUUAAUAAUACCUGUUUACAACAUGAAGCAAAGCUAAUUAUGGCUUUAUUAAGAAACAUCUAUAAUUUUUUUCUCUUAAACUGGUUUAGCAAUAAGUUUUGUAAAGUGUUUCAGCUGAGGAUUUAUUGUAGGCUCGUAAAUUAUAUAAAUAUUCUCCCUAGACCCCAAGACAUCAGCGAGGAGGGAAAACUGAGCUGUGGAGGGGAAGGUCUGACUGAAUUAUUUUAGAGCCUGUUCAAUAGAACUGACUUUAUUGUAAUAUUUCUUUAAAACUUUAUUUAUUUAUUUAUUUGAGAGAGAGACACACACACACAGGAGAGAGAAUGGGCAUGCCAUGGCCUCCAGCCACUGCAAACAAACCCCAGAUGCAGGCACCA